This is a messenger RNA of Saccostrea echinata, 1327 nucleotides long. RefSeq lists its product as uncharacterized. The coding region runs from base 55 to 1023 and encodes 322 amino acids. Lineage: Eukaryota; Metazoa; Mollusca; Bivalvia; Ostreida; Ostreidae. The record is from RefSeq and is a predicted model, not a curated record. The transcript is spliced from 2 exons. Gene Ontology annotation, molecular function: protein binding.
UCCGGCUGAUGCAUAAAUUUUAAACUUUAAUAUCAGUGUGCAGAGUAAGGAGAGAUGAAGAACCCCGUCAUGAUUGUAGAAUUGAGGAAAUCAAGUCUGAUAUAUGCUGCAAACUUUUUCUAUCUUUCUUUCAUAUUUCAAGCGAAUUCGUUUUCGCUUCUGACAGGAAAUGACUCCAGUAGUAUUGAAACUCUUGGAAAUACUUCAUCAUCAAGAGAAGCCGAUAUUUUACGAAAAAUUCUGAACCAAGAAAGCCUUGUGCGGAUGUCUAUGGUACAAAGUCUUCAAGCUCUAAUGAUGGACGUGUUGACAUGCAAAACCAACUACGAUACAUUGAAAAAGGAAGUUGAAGACCUUCGGAGAGAAAACCAAAAGAUAAUCGAAAAGAACUCUGACCUGGACCAGAAAGUAACGAACUUAAGCAAGAUUGUUAAUCUGGACCGUUUUUCUUUGGAAAAAUUUGAGAAAGGACAACAAAGUAUCCUAGAGCAAAUAAGUGUGGUCGAGCAAAAUCACCGUGAAUUAGCUGGGAAAAUAAAUAGCACAUUGAGGUCUGUACAUGAAGAUAUUACAUCUUCAAGAGAACACCAGCGAAAUAUUACAAAGUCCUUAUCCAUCCUGAAGGAAUAUCAUGGGGUCGCAUUUUCGGCAUACAUGAGUUCAGCAAAAACCUACGGACAGGAUCAGACAUGGAUUUUUGAUUCUGUUUUGGUCAAUGAAGGCAAUCACUUCAACAGUGUAAGUGGAACAUUCACAUCGCCGUCUGCUGGUGCCUAUGUAUUUUCGUGGGCAACACUUACAAACCCAGGAAACGCAGCGCAUCCCUAUCUGCGAGUUAAUGGUGUGUACAAGGGCAAGACAGCUUUUAAUCAGAAAGGUUCGUCACAACAAAUCUGGAGCAGUGGUUCAAACUCUAUCGUGGUUUCCUUGGAAGAAGGGGAUCGAGUGAACAUUGCAUCAGGAUAUCUUGGAGCGUAUGCGAGGGAAGGAUUCUCCUCUUUCUCGGGAUGGAAACUGUAUUGAUGUGCAGGAUUCUAUUCAACGACAAGUUCAUACUUUGAACUUACUCUGUUGUGUUGUUUUUAGAUUAAAAAAAUGCAAAAAUGAGCAACCUGAUACAAUAUUGUUUAUAUAUUAUUGAUACUGUUGUGAAGACCUGCUUUAUUUGCUAUGAUGUUUACAAGACGGGUCAAUUUUUUCUGAGUAAUUAUAACUAUUUCACGGAGACGCAUGGGAAUUGAAUUUAUAUGUUAUAUAGAUAUCAGACAUAUUUCUUCUUUGUGUAACCGGAAGUAGAACUCUUUAAUGAAUAAAUUAACAAAGUUAC